AUGUCGGAGGAGCGGCGGCAGCGGGCGCCCGGCAGCGAGGAGGGCGACACGAGCGACGGCGACGCCGAGCCAAGCGCGCUGCUGCAGAAGCUCAAGACCAACAUCUCGAAGAACGUCCAAAGCAAAGUGGACCAGAUCCUGCAAGAUGUUCAACGCUUCUCCGACAAUGACAAGCUGUACUUGUACCUCCAGCUGCCGUCGGGCCUCGGCGCCGGCGACAAGAGUGGCGGCGGCGACGCUUGGUUCAACACGUGCGAGCAACUCCUCACGUGCAAUUGGAUCCGCAGCCACCUGGAGGAGCACUCGGACACGUGUCUGCUCAAGCAAGACGUCUACGAAACCUACAAGCGCUACUGCGACAACCUGCAGCAGAGGCCGCUGAGCGCCGCUAACUUCGGCAAAGUCAUCCGGGACAUUUUCCCUAACAUCAAAGCGCGACGCCUGGGAGGCAGAGGGCAGUCUAAGUACUGUUACAGCGGAAUCAGGAGGAAGACAGUCCUCAACAUGCCACUCCUGCCCAAACUGGAUCUCAAGAAUGACCCGGCGGAGUUGACUGAGUUAGUCCAGACGUACAAACAGGAAGUAAUGGAAGCGGCGUGUGAGUUGAUCUGCGAUUGGGCGCAGAAGAUCCUGAAGCGUUCCUUCGACACAGUAGUGGAGAUCGCUCGCUACCUCAUCCAGGAGCACAUUGUCAACCCUCGAUGCAGCCAAGCCGAGCUCGUGGCGUCGGCAGCGCUAGCGGGAGGUCCCGCCAAGCCUCAUAAGGUCAUCAAGAAGAGCCCGCUGGCGUCCAAAUGCGAGGGUGACACCCCCGCGGAUCCUAAGCGGGACUGCGGCGACUCCGCCACCUCGUCAAAGCUGGCAUCCGACAAGAUGGUGGCGGUAUCCAAACCCCAGUCGCUAGAGGCCCCGCCUUCUCCCGCUGUCUCGUCUCUGAGGCCCGCGGUGGAGGCGUACAUGAAGCAGCUUCCACGAAUCCUUCCUCGCAGUUCCCUCCCGGAUAAGACGCCGCUGUCAGUGCGCUCGUCGCCGCCCUCUCUGGUGCCCAGAGAUGCUUCCGGCGCGGGCGGCGCCUCGGGAACGGGCGGCGCCAGCGCAGCGAGCGCCGGCGUAAAGGUGAUAGCCAUGGCGACGCUGCCCCAACAGCAGGGCGGGCCCCUCCCCUUGGUCAUCGUCCCCCAGGGGUGUUUGUCAUACGAACGGGAGAAAGCGCCCCCGCCCGCGUCGGUGCUCCAGAAGGUAAGGGAGGGUCCCGCCAAGCGGCCCCCAGAGGCCACGUCGGCAGGCGCUCCUGCGGGUCCUCCUGUCAAACGGAAACGCGGGAGGCCUAGGAAACCCCGCCCGGAGGACGCCUCGCCUCCGCCCGCCCCGCCCCCUCAUCCGCCACCGCCGCCCCACGGCCAAGUCAUCACCUCGGUGACGGGCGGCGUCAUCCAGAAGGCGUCCCCCUCUUCGUCCGCCGCGCAACCGGUGCUGGAGUUGCUCAUCCAGGAGCCGCCGAGCCUCCUCCUAAGCACAUUGCCGGACGCCGGCAGGCCGGGCAGCGACGCGAUGCGCCGGCGACUGGGCGACGGUUCAGCCCCUCCCGAACCUGACCACCGGCCCCGACCGCUGCUGCUCUUCCAGAGCGCCACUAACGCCGGCUGGGAGCUAGCGGCAGCCGGUCGCACGCCCAUGGUAGAGGUUAUCCAGAAGGCUCCCCGUCCCAACAACAACAAGAACAACAACCCUCCUCUGGCAGCUCCCAGAAUGCAACGCGACUGCGGCGACGCGGACGUCACCAUCAAAUCGUUGGACGUCAACAAACCUUCUUCCUCUCAGAUCAGUAAGGAGGAGGAGCCUGCGGACAGUCCCUAG
This is a messenger RNA of Nerophis lumbriciformis (worm pipefish), 1857 nucleotides long. Lineage: Eukaryota; Metazoa; Chordata; Actinopteri; Syngnathiformes; Syngnathidae. The record is from RefSeq and is a predicted model, not a curated record.